AUGACCGAUUCGGAAAGUGAUAAAUCAACUGUUAUCAAUAGUAAUAAUCAAGCACCGAAUGAGGUAAUAUUAAUUGACUUAUCAGUUUUAAUAAAUUAUAUAAAGCAAAUAUUUGUUGGUGCAAUAAAUGAACAACUUGAAGAUUUCCUUAAACAAACUUCAUCAAUUGAAUCAUUUCAAAAAUUUAUCAGUGAUCCACAAAUAUUAAUAUUGAUUAUUGACCGUAUUAUUGUUCGCGAUACAAAUCCAGAUGAUUCAAAUGAUGAGAUUAGUAUAAUUUUUCGAGUAUCAAAUGAAAUCGUUAAGCGUGCUGAACGAACGACUUCAAUUUUGUUGUUAAAAACUGGUAGUAUAAUUGAGGCCGAUAAACCUGUUGAAGAUCAAUUAUAUUCUUUGAGGAUUCCUGAAAAUAAUGCUUAUGAUGUUUUGCUGUCGAUCUUUGGCAAAAUUGGUACACGUCUUUUCAAAUCAUUGGUUGAUUAUGGAAGAGGCGAAAGGGAUGGUGAUAAACUUGCAUUAUCGGUGGAAAAACAUCUUAGUGAGGUUGAAGUGGCCCUUCUGCAUAUGCAACAAAACAUCGAUAUUCCUGAAAUAAAUUUGGCGAUCAAUCCCGUUAUACAGAGUACAAUUCAGCAAGCAGCUGAACAAGGCCGAAAAGCUCGUGUUUCUGAUUUGGGUGAUUUAGUUGAAAGCUCAGUCUUUUUGAAUGCUUUACAGAAAGGUGUCAACCGAUGGGUGAAAGAAAUCCAAAAGGUUACAAAAUUAGAUAGAGAUGCAGGUUCCGGUACUUCUUUACAAGAAAUGACAUUCUGGUUGAAUCUAGAACGCGCUUUACACAAAAUUGCACAGAAAAGAGAGUCGGAUGAAGUAAUAUUAACAUUGGAAGCUUUAAAAUGUGGAAAAAGAUUUCAUGCUACCGUUUCUUUCGAUGCAGAUACAGGUUUGAAACAAGCCAUGGCUAUGGUGAAUGAUUAUAAUAUCUUAAUGAAAGAUCUCCCUUUAAAUGAGCUUAUGGCAGCUACUCAUAUGGAUGCCAUUCGUAAUGCAUUAAUAAAUAUUUUUACGCAUAUGAAAAAAUUACGUAAUACAAAAUAUCCAAUCGCACGUGCCCUACGCUUUGUUGAAGCCAUUUCAAAGGAUGUUUUCACGCAGAUGCUGAAGGUUUUGGGAACGCGACGUUUAAUGAAUAUCCCUUUGGGGGAUUUUGAUGCGUUAAUGACUCAGUGUUUUUCUGUUUUUUCAACAUGGAAUGAUGAAUAUGAUAAACUUGCUACACUUAUGCGAGAUUUAUCGAAAAAAAAACGUGAUGAACAAUUAAAAUUAACGUGGAGAAUUAAUCCGCAACAUAAAAAGCUAGAAUCGCGACUCGAUCAAAUGCGACAGUUUCGCCGCCAGCAUGAACAGCUACGAACUGUUAUUUCACGUGUUUUACGACCCUCUGGUCUCAAUGCAGAAGAUAAACCGUCUCAUGAUGCGGCUGGCGCGGGUGAUGCGGAGAAAAUGCUAGCUUUAAAUGUUGGAGAUUCUAGUGCAAUUGAUCAAAUAAAUAUGGCAUACGAAAAUGUUAAGGAGGUGGAUUGCCUUGAUGUGAGUAAUGAUGGUGUGGCCGCAUGGGAAGCUGCUUUAAGGAGAUAUGAGGACCAAAUCGAUCGCGUGGAAACACAGAUUACCGCUCGUCUUCGAGAUCAGUUAGGAGGGGCGAAAAAAGCUGAUGAUAUGUUCGCCAUAUUUCAAAGAUUUAACGCAUUAUUCGUUCGUCCUCAUAUUCGUGGAGCCAUUCGUGAAUAUCAAACGCAGCUUAUACAACGUGUCAAGGAAGACAUCGAUCAGCUACAGACGAGAUUCACUAACUUCUCUGAAACUGAUAAUGCAAGAAUCCUUAAAUCAAUCGAUAUUCCACCGGUUGCAGCGUCCAUUAUUUGGAUUCGUCAAAUUGAUCGCAAGCUUACUCAUUACAUGAAAAGAAUUGAAGAUGUUCUAGGUCGUGGCUGGGAAAACCAUGUCGAAGGCCGUCAGUUAAAAUUGGAAGGGGAUAACUUUCGCCAAAAACUUAAUGCUCAAAAUAUUUUUGAAGAAUGGGUUGGUCGUGUUCAAUCCAAAAACAUUUCUUUAGCUGGGCGUAUAUUUAAUAUAGAAAAACGGCAAAAAGAUGGCAAAAUAUCAUUGAAACUGAAGGUCAACUUUUCUCCUGACGUCGUUACUCUCUUUAAAGAGGUGCGAAAUUUGAAACAUAUGGGUUUCCGUAUUCCGCUUAAAAUUGUAAAUACAGCUCACCAGGCAAAUAUAUUAUAUCCAUUUGCGAUUUCCUUAUUAGAGUCGAUUCGGACUUACGACUCUAUAAAUGAGCGAAUUGCUGGUAACGAUGGUAUUAAUAUGUUGAUCGCGUCUUAUAAGAAAGAUAUUCAAAAUCAGUUAGCUGAGGGAAAUAUGUUGAUUUGGGAAUCUUAUAAAAUGGACCCAUAUGUGGUUAAAUUAUCUCAGUCUAUAAAUAUUUACCAAGAAAAAGUAGAAGAACUUGAUCUGCUAAUGACUAGAAUUGAGGUUGAUUUAGCAGCUUUGGAUACUUGCCAGUAUUCGAGUGUUACUUUUGCUUCACUUUUGGCUUCUAUUCAAAAAGCAGUUGAUCAGCUUUCAUUAGGCAAUUUUUCCAAUUUGCAUCAUUGGGUUGAAAAUAUCGAUAAAAAGAUCGAAUUGAAACUAGCUUCACGUGUUGAAGCGGCUAUUCUGUUAUGGACGACGGUUUUAACUCAUGAAGAAAUGGAUGACGAAAAUGAAGAAAAGAUUGUAUUACCAGCUGUGCAACCAGUAUUGCUGGAAAUGCGUGUAACUUCGCAAGUGCUAUAUGUAAGUCCAAAUAUAGAACAAGCAAGAGCUCAAUUACUUGAUCAGUUAUUCUCAUGGCAAUCAAUUAUCACUAAUCAAUCACGAAUAUCGAGUACCAGAUUUCAAUUGGCAUUAUCUCGUGAAAAUACUGAAGCUACAUAUCGUGAUGUUUUAGCUCGUUUGCCUCAGGGUCAAAAAAUUUUGGAACGAGCAUAUACAGCAGUUGAAAAGGUCAUCAAAGAUGUGUCAGAUUACGUUGGAGAAUGGCUACGUUAUCAGGCUUUGUGGGAUCUUCAACCAGAUGUGCUAUACGAACGUCUAGGAAAUAAUGUUUCGAAAUGGAUCCAGACCCUUCUGGAAAUCCGUAAAUCAAGAGCUACGUUUGAUACUCAAGAAACUCGCAAAGAAAUUUUUCCUGUUGUAGUAGAUUAUAGAAAAGUUCAAUCGAAAGUAUCGCUGAAAUACGAUUACUGGCAUCGCGAAAUAUUACAAAAAUUCAGCUGCUCAGUAGGUCAGGAGAUGCAAACUUUCUACGCUGAUAUUUCAAGAUGGCGAAGUGAAUUGGAAGAACAAAGUGUAGAUAGCGGAUCAACGAGUGAUGCGAUACAAUUAAUUACAUAUGUUCAACAACUGAAGAAAAAAACUAAAUUUUGUCAAGAAAAAACAGAACAGUUCCGCGCAGCACAGCGCUUAUUAACUCAACAGCGAUAUCAAUUCCCUUCUUCUUGGUUAUAUUCAGAAAAUAUCGAUGGUGAAUGGUCGGCUUUAACUGAUAUUCUUGAAAGAAAAGAUUCAGCUAUUCAAGCUCAGGUUGCAAAUCUACAAGCUAAAAUAAAAGAAGAAGAUGAACAAGUAGAGAAAAGAACUCAAGAUAUACUUAAUGAAUGGGAUAAAUUAAAACCAGUUCAGGGAUCUCAAAAACCGGUGGAAGCACUAGCUACUCUAAAUGCACUCGAGACAAAAUUAUCGAAAGUAAAGGAGGAUCGGGAAAAUAUGGUUAAAGCUAAAGGAGCGCUGGAAAUUUCUGAACCGAUCAUUACUAAUACUCAUGCCACCAGACUCGAUGUUGCGGUCGAAGAGUUAACUGAUCUUAAAGGAGUUUGGUCAGCUCUGACCCCACUCUAUAAUUCUAUUGAGGAACUUAAAGAAAAAACUUGGUUAUCAGUACAGCCAAGAAAAUUACGACAGAGUCUUGAUGAGCUUCUUGCACAAUUGAAACAGUUGCCUGCAAAAUAUCGGUCAUACGAUUCUUAUGAGUAUAUGAAACGACUUAUGCAUAAUUAUUCAAAGAUGAACAUGGUUGUUGUCGAAUUGAAAUCAGAAGCCUUAAAAGAGCGCCACUGGAAACAUUUAAUGAAAGAACUACGCGUAUCUUGGAAUCUUUCUGAUUUAACGUUGGGACAGAUAUGGGAUACAGACUUACUUCGUUAUGAAUCUGCCAUUAAACAAGUGUUAUUAGUUGCUCAAGGUGAAUUGGCUCUCGAAGAAUUCUUGAAACAGGUUCGUGAAUACUGGCAAUCAUUUGAAAUAGAUUUAGUCAAUUAUCAAAGCAAAACAAAACUGAUUCGAGGAUGGGAUGAUCUUUUCAACAAGCUUAAGGAACAUAUGAAUUCACUUACUGCAAUGAAGUUAUCGCCUUAUUACAAACAAUUCGAAGAAGAUUCUCUUGCUUGGGAAGAAAAACUUAAUAAAAUAAGUGCUUUGUUUGAUGUGUGGAUAGAUGUACAGAGACGUUGGGUUUACCUUGAAGGGUUGUUCUCAGCAUCAGCUGAUAUUAGCACUCUUUUACCUGUUGAAUCGUCUCGAUUUUCAAGCGUUUCAACUGAAUUUCUUUCUUUAAUGAAAAAGGUUACUGCUUCUCCUCGUAUUUUGGAUGUCGUUAAUAUGCAAGGAGCACAAAGGGUUUUGGAAAGAUUAGCUGAUAUAUUGACAAAGAUUCAAAAAGCACUUGGUGAAUAUUUGGAACGUGAAAGAAGCUCAUUUCCACGAUUUUAUUUUGUUGGCGAUGAAGAUUUAUUGGAAAUAAUGGGAAAUAGCAAAGAUAUAAGUAGAAUACAAAAACAUUUAAAAAAAAUGUUUGCUGGUAUAACAUCUAUUGAUGUCGAAUCGGAGAAUACAGUUGUGACGGCCAUUAACAGUAGAGAGGGUGAACGUGUCGAACUCAUUCGGCCAGUCAAUUUAAAGGAAAAUCCUCGAAUUAACGACUGGCUUCGCAUGGUAGAACGCGAAAUGCAGCAUACUCUUUCAUAUUUACUCAGUCAGUCACUUGCAGAUUUCAGCAAAUUCGAUUCUGCUGAGCUUGAAAAAUAUUUAAAUUGGAUGGAUCAGUACCCAGCACAAGUUGUAGAACUAACAGCAAAUAUUUGGUGGUGUAUGCAAAUAGAAAAACGACUAUCUGAAGGCAAAAUAGUUGAAGAAGUGCAAGUUACUGUGGAUAAAAUUUUGUCAAUGCUUGCUGAUAGUGUUUUAUGUGAACAGCCACCGAUUCGGCGAAAAAAAAUUGAAUCAUUGAUUACGGAAUUUGUUCAUAAACGAGAUAUAUGUCGUUCCUUGGUAGCAAAUAAUGUUUCACAUGCAAAUAGUUUUCACUGGUUGAAAUGUAUGCGUUUCUAUUAUGAUUCUCGAAGUACCAGUCCUUUAUCUUGUUGUACCGUGAAAAUGGCGAAUGCCCAUUUCCCUUACGGCUUUGAAUAUCUUGGUUUGCAAGAGAAACUUGUCAUGACUCCAUUAACUGAUCGUUGUUUUUUAACUAUGACCCAGGCUUUGAAUUCUCGGCUGGGUGGUAGUCCAUUUGGUCCAGCUGGUACCGGAAAGACUGAAAGUGUAAAAGCUCUUGGACACAAAUUGGGUCGUUUUGUUCUCGUAUUCAAUUGUGAUGAAACUUUCGACUUUCAGGCGAUGGGGCGUAUUCUCGUCGGUUUAUGUCAAGUAGGAGCAUGGGGCUGCUUUGAUGAGUUCAAUCGCUUAGAGGAACGAAUGUUGUCUGCAGUAAGUCAGCAGAUUCAAACUAUUCAGGAAGCUGUUCGUGCCGGAGGAGAUAUGCAGGUCGACUUAGUUGGAAAAACACUAUCAGUUAAUGCUAACAUGGCUAUUUUCAUUACUAUGAAUCCUGGCUAUUCUGGCAGAUCAAACUUGCCCGACAAUUUGAAGCAGCUGUUCCGUUCCCUCGCCAUGACUCAACCAGAUCGUCAACUUAUUGCUCAGGUCAUGUUGUUUUCGCAGGGAUUCAGAAGUGCUGAACGAUUGGCGAAUAAAAUUGUUCCUCUUUUUAUUCUAUGUAAAGAACAGUUAUCGGAUCAGUAUCAUUAUGAUUUUGGUCUUCGUGCUCUCAAAUAUGUGCUUGUAAGCGCAGGUAAUAUUAAACGCGAGGAAAUCCAAAGAAUGAUCGAUAAUGGUGAAUCUUUUGGCAAUCCAGAAUGUGAUGUUUCAAGUAAUCUCUCUGAACAACAAAUAUUGAUUCAAUCAGUAUGUGAAACACUUGUACCAAAAUUGAUUUCUGAAGAUAUAUCACUUCUAUUUUCUCUCCUUUCUGAUGUUUUUCCAUCUAUCGAUUACAAGCCAAGUCCACUUACACAGUUACGAGAAGAAAUUGCUAAAGUUUGUGAUCAGUUAUUGCUUACUCAGUCGUCAACAGCUGGUGAAUUAGGAUCUACAUGGUUAGAAAAAGUUAUACAGUUGAAUCAAAUUAUCAAUCUUAACCAUGGUUUAAUGUUGGUUGGCGCUAGUGGAAGCGGAAAAACAAUUGCUUGGAAAGUUUUGCUGAAAGCCCUUGAACGGUUGGAAGGUGUUGAAGGUGUUGCACAUGUUAUUGAUGCUAAGGCGAUGAGCAAGGAUGCUUUGUAUGGCACUCUUGAUCCGAAUACUCGCGAAUGGACUGAUGGACUUUUUACGCAUAUAAUUCGCAAAAUUAUCGAUAAUGUCAGGGGAGAAACAUCGAAGCGUCAGUGGAUUGUAUUCGAUGGCGAUGUCGAUCCAGAAUGGGUGGAAAAUUUGAACUCUGUUUUGGAUGAUAAUAAACUAUUGACAUUACCAAAUGGUGAACGUCUGGCUAUACCUCCAAAUGUUAGAAUUAUUUUUGAAGUCUCGGACUUGAAAUAUGCUACACUUGCUACAGUUUCACGCUGUGGAAUGGUUUGGUUUAGCGAUGAAGUGGUUACAUAUGAUAUGCUUUCUGAUCAUUUUCUAAGGAUGAUGAAACAUUUCCGCUUAGAUGUUGAGCAGCCGUUUGAUUUAAUGUCUCUUAAUACCGCAUCGGUUGAAGGAAAUAAUAUUUCACCUGAGUCUGAGCGUGUUUUGGCAAUUCAGCAGAAAUGCGUUCAGUUUUUGGCACAUCAUAUGAGUGCUGAUGCUCUCGUACCUGCUACGCUAAAUUAUGCAAUGUCAGAGUUGGAUCACAUAAUGGAACCGACUCAACAGCGUUUACUAUCAUCCUUUUUUUCGAUGAUGAAAUAUGCUGUUCGGCAGCUAAUUAUUUACGAUAAUAAUCACUCAGAUUUUCCGAUUGCAGAUGAUCAGAUUGAAGCAUAUAUUCUUCGCGCGAUGCUUGUCAAUAUGGUUUGGUCUUUUAGUGGAGAUGGAAAGUGGAAAUCGCGACAAAAGCUGAGCGAUUUCGUGCGACAAUCUUGUACAUUAUCACUUCCGCCAAAUGCUUCGUUACCAAUAAUCGAUUACGAAGCUAGUAUUAUGGGUGAAUGGGUUCAGUGGAAUUCGAAAGUCCCUCAAAUGGAAAUUGAAACGCACCGCGUUGCAGCAGCAGAUAUUGUUGUCCCUACUGUUGAUACUAUUCGUCACGAAAUGUUGCUGAACACGUGGUUAUCUGAACAUAAACCAUUGGUGCUUUGUGGACCACCAGGAUCGGGCAAAACGAUGACUCUAUUAUCCGCGUUACGAUCUCUUCAAGACAUGGACGUAGUUAAUGUAAACUUUUCAUCUUCAACAACACCUGAACUUCUUAUGCGUACUUUCGAUCAUUAUUGUGAAUAUCGUAGAACACCGAACGGUGUUGUUCUAUCACCUGUACAAAUUUCUCGAUGGCUCGUUAUAUUCUGUGAUGAGAUCAAUUUGCCAGCUCCAGAUAAAUACGGAACUCAACGGGUCAUUUCAUUCCUUCGGCAACUUGUAGAAAUGAAUGGGUUUUACCGUGCAUCAGACCAUACGUGGGUAUCACUGGAUCGUAUUCAAUUUGUUGGUGCUUGUAAUCCACCUACAGAUCCUGGCCGACAUCCGCUUUCUUUGCGAUUCUUACGACAUGUUCCUGUCGUUUAUGUUGAUUAUCCUGGCUCUACAUCCUUGAUCCAAAUAUACGGGACAUUCAAUCGCGCUAUGCUUAGAAUGGCACCUGCAAUCCGUGGACUUGCAGAACCGUUGACCAGUGCUAUGGUAGAUUUCUACCUUCAGUCACAGGAACAUUUCACGCAAGAUGAUCAACCUCAUUAUAUAUAUUCACCACGUGAACUUACUCGUUGGGUUCGAGCAAUUAGUGAGGCCAUUUCACCUUUAGAUUCUGUAACCGCAGAGGCACUUGUGCGUCUGUGGGCUCAUGAGGCUUUACGUCUAUUCCAAGAUCGUUUGGUGCAUGCACACGAGCGCGAAUGGACUGAUCAAUUGUUAAAUUUAACAGCUGAGAAAUUUUUCAGUUCAGCUUGCAAUCUUACCCAUGCACUCGAACGGCCAUUAUUGUUGACGAAACAUUAUUUGCCCGUAUCGAAGGAGCAGCUCAAAGAAUAUGUUUCUGCACGUCUCAAAGGUUUUUACGAAGAGGAGCUGGAUGUACAAUUGGUGCUCUUUGAUCAGAUGCUGGAUCAUGUUUUGCGUAUUGAUCGUAUUUACCGUCAGCCACAGGGCCAUCUUCUUUUGAUCGGUGUUUCUGGGUCUGGUAAGACAACUCUGUCUAGAUUUGUUGCAUGGAUAAAUGGGCUAUCUGUUUUUCAGUUCGUUCGACAGUUUUCAAAAUUUCAGCUAAAAGUCCAUUCGAAAUACACAGCAGCAGAUUUUGAUGAAGAUAUGCGUUCUGUUUUACGUCGUGCUGGUUGUCGGAAUGAGAAAAUGUGCUUUAUUAUGGAUGAGUCAAAUAUGUUGGAUACUGGCUUCCUAGAGAGACUCAACACGUUAUUAGCAAAUGGAGAGGUGCCUGGGUUGUUUGAUGGUGAUGAAUAUACAACUUUAAUGAGCCAGAUCAAAGAAGGUGCUCAUAGACAAGGCCUGAUGCUGGAUUCACCUGAUGAACUGUAUAAAUGGUUUACUGCUCAGGUUAUGCGCAAUCUUCAUAUUGUCUUUACAAUGAAUCCUUCUGGUGAUGGCCUUCGUGAGCGCGCUUCAACAUCUCCAGCAUUGUUUAAUAGAUGUGUGUUGAACUGGUUUGGUGAUUGGACUGAUUCAGCGCUUUAUCAGGUUGGCAUGGAAUUAACAAAUACAUUGGAUAUGGAUAAAUCUGAUUAUCAGGCACCAUUUGCUAUUACUGCUGUAUGUGAACUGGUACCUUCACCAAUGCUUUAUCGACAUGCAGUUAUUAAUUCGUUCGUUCAAGUACAUAAUGCAGUGCGUAAGCUGAAUGAAGUAGAGGCAAAACGUGGUCGUCGUGUAAUGGCUAUUACUCCACGCCAUUUCCUUGAUUUUAUUAAACACUAUAUUAAUGUAUUUCACGAAAAAAGGCGGGAUCUCGAGGAUGAAAAACUUCAUCUUAACGUUGGCCUUAAUAAGAUAAAAGAAACUGAAGAACAAGUUCUUGAACUUCAAAAAUCAUUGACGCUUAAAAGUAGUGAACUGGAAGCGAAAAAAAGUGCUGCUAACGCCAAACUCAAGGAAAUGUUGUCGGAUCAGCAGAAGGCUGAAAAAGAAAAAUUGGCUAGUGAACAACUUCAGAAAGAAUUGGCACAAUCACUUGUUGAAAUUGGCAAGAAGCGCACUGAAGUGGAAAAAGAUCUGGCACAGGUUGAACCGGCAGUUGAAGAUGCAAAACAAGCUGUUAAAAGUAUUCGAAAAGCACAACUGGUUGAAGUUCGGUCGAUGGCUGCACCACCUCAUCUUGUAAAACUAACUCUAGAGUCCAUUUGUUUGCUUCUGGGAGAGAAUGUUGGAACCGACUGGAAGGCAAUCAGAGGUGUGAUGGUUAAGGAUGAUUUCAUGCCUCGUAUCCUUGGCUUCGACACGGAUAGUAUAACGCCAGAAACACUUAAAGCUAUGGAAAAAUAUAUUCAAAAUCCAGAUUGGGAUUUUGACAAGGUCAAUCGUGCUUCAUCUGCUUGUGGACCAAUGGUGAAAUGGAUGAAAGCACAAUUGCUUUAUUCUGAUAUGCUUAGACGAGUUGAGCCCCUUCGUAAUGAAUUAAAACGGUUGGAAGAUGAUGCCAAAAUAAAAACUGAGAAGGGAGAAGAACUCAAAAAAACAAUUUCUCAGCUGGAACAUAGUAUUGCUGCUUAUAAAGAAGAAUACGCUCAAUUAAUUGGUCAGGCAGAAACUAUUAAAGCUGAUUUAGCCACUGUGAAAGAGAAGGUUGGUCGAAGUACACAGCUAUUAAAAAGUCUUGGAUCCGAAAGAGAUCGAUGGCAUGGUAGCUGCGAUGGUUUUAGUCAACAAAUGGAUUCUCUAAUUGGUGAUACCUUGCUCAGUGCAGCUUUCUUAGCGUAUUCUGGUUAUUACGAUCAACAUCUUCGAGAUAUGCUCUUCCACCGUUGGAUUUCUUUUGUUGAACAAGCACAAAUAAAACAUCGUUCUGAUUUGGCUCGCGUUGAAUACCUAUCUUCAGUGGAUGAACGACUUGAGUGGAAUAAAAAUGGAUUACCUGUUGAUGAACUUUGUGCAGAAAAUGCUAUUAUGCUACACAGAUUUAAUCGAUAUCCACUAAUUAUCGAUCCAUCUGGCCAAGCGAUGAAAUUCCUCUUAAAACAAUUUAGUGGGAAGAAUAUGACAAAGACUAGUUUCUUGGACAAUUCUUUCAGGAAAAAUCUGGAAUCUGCCUUGCGAUUUGGCAAUGCGCUUCUGGUGCAAGAUGUUGAAAGCUACGAUCCUAUUUUAAAUCCUGUUCUUAAUCGCGAAGUGAAACGUACGGGUGGUAGAACUCUAAUAACUCUUGGAGAUCAGGAUAUUGAUUUAUCACCAGCAUUUCAAAUUUUUCUUAUCACACGCGAUGCAUCGGUUGAGUUUCCACCGGAUGUUUGUUCUCGCGUGACUUUUGUUAAUUUCACUAUUACACAGUCAUCGCUUGAAAUGCAAUGUUUGAAUCAAGUUUUAAGAAGUGAGCGACCUGAUGUAGACGAAAAACGAAAUGAUUUGCUUAAGCUGCAAGGAGAAUUCGCUGUUCGAUUGCGGCAGCUUGAAAAGGCGUUAUUAGCUGCAUUAAACGAAAGCAAAGGCAAAAUUCUGGACGAUGAUUCAGUAAUAUCAACUUUGGAGAAAUUAAAAACUGAAGCAGCUGAGGUAGCACGUAAAGCAGCUGAAACUAAUAAAGUUAUGACUGAAGUAGAAACUGUUUCGCAGCUGUAUAUUCGUUUAGCACAAGCUUGUUCAUUAAUAUAUUCGAUGUUGCAACAGCUCAAUGAAAUUCAUUUUCUUUAUCAGUAUUCAUUGGAUUUUCUACUAGAAAUAUUUACUGCUGUCCUCAAUACUCCACAUUUAUCGUCAAUCACAGAUUAUGGUCAAAGGCUACAAAUCAUCACUUCGAAUCUAUUCCAGAUGGUGUAUCGACGCGUUUCACAGGGAAUGUUGCAUCAAGAUAAGAUUUUAUUGGCUCUCCUACUAAUGCGAAUUGUUUUAAAAGGAAAUUCUAAAGAACCGUCUUAUCAACUUGAGGUUGAUAUUUCCAAAAUGUUUUUGUAUAUUGUGCUUUAA
Dracunculus medinensis (Guinea worm) is the source of this 11649-nucleotide messenger RNA. The record is from the annotation of a GenBank genome assembly. Lineage: Eukaryota; Metazoa; Nematoda; Chromadorea; Rhabditida; Dracunculidae.